AGUGAUGCAAAGUGUGGUAGGUGACCGCUCUCACCAGCAGCACUGAUCUUUUUUGACACGGACCUACAUGCCGAUCGGACAAGCGCUGGGACCAGCGCACUUGGUUGUAUGUUGGACUCACUGGAUUUGACUGGUGCCUUUAACUUGAGCCGUGGAGCGCGUGCAUAUAUUUAAUUCUUUCACAAUGUUCUUAAAAGAUGCGGCACCUGUUUGCGAAUGUUGCAGAAAACGAGUAGAGGACUGCUUGCCUUGCUGUUGAUAGUGUUGGAGUGGACCCGGCCAGGCCUACCAUCCCCGCUGAGGCCAAUCUGUGACCUGAGAGUCCUGAAUCAUUUCAUUAAGGAAGCGCGAGACGCAGAAGUCGCUAUGAAGUCGUGUAGAGAAGGAUGCAGCCUGUCAGAGUCUGUCACUGUUCCCCAAACCAGAGUUGAAUUUGAUGUCUGGGAGAAGAAAACUGCACUGGAGCAAGCCCAGGAGGUGCAGUCUGGUUUAUGGCUCUUACAACAGGCCCUCAACUUGCUACGGACCUCAGUCACCAACACAGCACUGCAAAGUCACAUAGACAACUCAAUCAGAAACCUGCUCAGCAUCAAUGGUGUGCUCCGUAGCCUCAACAUCCAGGAAUACACCCCACCAGCAAGUGCAGCGGGUCUUGAGGGAACAUGGAGGGUGUCCUCUGCAACGGAUUUGCUUCAAGUCCAUGUCAACUUCCUGCGGGGCAAAGUGCGCCUCCUUCUUUUGGAUGCGCAGGCUUGUCAGCAAGAUGUCAGCUGAUCAGCUGUUCUCCAUACUCCAGGCAAAGCUAAUUUGUGUUUCCGAAGGCAAGAGGAGGGACUUAACACUGCUGCCCUGCACGCUGGCUGCUGGAAGCGGUGUGGAAGGAGAGGAAGAUGCAGCCAUCCUCACAUGAGAGGAGGAAGCUGAAAGGAGAAGACAGUCCCAGCUAGGCUUUGGAUGGACAGGAGAUGAUUGCACCUUGGAAUGUAGAUGGGAAACAUGGACACGGUGAAGCACACUCUGACCAAAAUGAGGUCUAUGGGAAGCACUGCUCAGAUAGCUGUUCUACUGGCACUCUCUUGCACUUUGUGUGUGGAUGUACUUUUGUGU
This is a messenger RNA of Dicentrarchus labrax (European seabass), 1107 nucleotides long. It is a transcript of the gene epoa, whose product is annotated as erythropoietin a. The record is from RefSeq and is a predicted model, not a curated record. Gene Ontology annotation, biological process: nucleate erythrocyte development. Lineage: Eukaryota; Metazoa; Chordata; Actinopteri; Moronidae. Gene Ontology annotation, molecular function: hormone activity; erythropoietin receptor binding; cytokine activity. Bases 217 to 774 code for a protein of 185 amino acids. Gene Ontology annotation, cellular component: extracellular region. The transcript is spliced from 5 exons.